Molecule: messenger RNA, 1720 nt
Organism: Symbiodinium necroappetens
Lineage: Eukaryota; Dinophyceae; Suessiales; Symbiodiniaceae
Source: the annotation of a GenBank genome assembly
AUGCUGUCUUCGCUCCGACUCGCCCGAAUUCAUCCCUUUGACGGUGCCUUCGUGAUCCUUCUCCAAGAGAUCAUCACGGACACAGGAAAACAUUUUGCUGAAGAAAAGGGGAUCCAACUUUUCGCUGGAAAGCUCGAAGCAGACUGGCGGGGGACAGGCAUUGCCCACACCGGAGAUGUCCUGCGUACGUCUUGCAAGAUGUUGCGAGGUGCUUGCUCAUGUGCACUGCGGUACGAAGACUUGAAGUUCCUUGCUACCUCAGCCCACGUACCUCACCAUGCCACUAUUGAGGCCACCGAUGAAAUCCUUGACUCUCUAAGUCAGCAACUGCGCCACGUGCACAAAGCUGUCCUGGGGGUCGAUGCCAACGAGACCUUCCAUCAAGCCACGGACGGAAAAGCAGCGCAUGGUGAUCCCGAGCAGAUGAUCCAUAAGAGCAGCCACUUUCCCUACAACACACGAUUCCAACCGCGCCGCAUCGACUACAUCAUGCUGAAGCACCUGCCCUCCAUUCAGGGAGAUGUUCUGGCACACAGGGACGUUGCCAGCUCAGACCAUGAACCGAUUUGGGUUCAGAUCGAGAUCACGAGCACUACACACAGGCCAUCAGAACAUGCCCCCGAAUGGGGGAGCCGCCGACUUCGAGGACCAACCGAAGUCAAGGCAAUCCUCGACCAGCCCAUCCUCCGCGGGGACUCGCUGGCCAUGCUCACAAAGACAGCCAUCGCCAUCACCGUCCCGGGGAAGGUCCUCCCGCACUUCGAAGAAAGCAUCAACCUUAAACAACUACGCUGCAGAGCUAUUCGGCAACCUCCAGGAAGAGAACGGCGGCAGAUGUGGAAGGAGGUUUGCAGGUCGCACACCCGCGAACACCGCAAGUGGCGGCAAAAACUCCUGGACAGAACCGCCAUCGGGGACUGGACAGCCAAGAAAGCACUCCUUCAGUCGACGCGGAACCAUGACUGGGCCCUUCCGCUGACUGAUGACCCCUCAUGGAAGGAGAGCCUGUCAACGCACUUCGCGGGUAUCUUUCAGAAACAACGAGCAGCGCUGGUGGAUGCGGCUUUCGCGAAGAUUGACAAAGAACUAGCUCUACGCUGCAAAGCACAUCCCUGGCGACCUUUCACCAUGGAGGAGAUGCUCAAGGUCAGGAAGAGAUGGAAGAACGGGCGAUCCUGUGGCCCGGAUCUGGUCUCCCACGAGGCGAUGAAGGCCCUCCUCCCUCAUCCAUACUGGGGGGAAGUCAUGCGGGAACUCUUCAGUGAUAUGCUUUACACGGCCAAGAUACCGCAAAGCAUUGAAAGAGGAGUCAGCAUUCUGCUGGCCAAAAACAGCCGUGUGGAACUCCUGAUGAUACUACGCCGGGUUUGCCGGGUUGCCUUCGACUUCGGCAUCGAAAUGUAUGUGGCAAAACUCGAUAUUCGGAAAGCCUUCGACUCCGUCUUCCAGGAAUCAAUGGCCUUAAGGGUCCAAGAGCACGUCGAUGUACAAGGGGGGAUGCCAUGGGAGGCUCGAGCGUGGGUCUCUCUCCUGCGCUCUGACACCCUUACGGUGACCUUCUGCGGGGAAAACCUCGUCCUGCGGCAAACCAAUGGAGUACGCCAGGGGAGCCCCGACAGCCCCGUUGCCUUUGGCUCGGUGGUCGCCAGAGACCUAGAUGAGUGCCUCGGGGAGGCAAAGACCUUCAAGCCGCUCGAGAACGACCCGCCCCCGGAGGACG